Molecule: messenger RNA, 5034 nt
Organism: Poeciliopsis prolifica (blackstripe livebearer)
Lineage: Eukaryota; Metazoa; Chordata; Actinopteri; Cyprinodontiformes; Poeciliidae
Product: RIMS-binding protein 2-like
Biological process (GO): neuromuscular synaptic transmission
Molecular function (GO): protein binding
Source: RefSeq, a predicted model, not a curated record
AUCAUCCUCUAGAGAAGAGAAAUUGAGGACUGUUUUGAGUAGAAAGUAUUCCUGGUCCAGUUCUUCUGCGUUUAGCUGCUAGAUAAUGAGGGGUCAAACAACCAGCAUUAAGAUGGAAGAUCUACUGAAGGAAUCUCAGAUGGAGUUACAGUGGAUCCAAAGACAGCUUGCUAUGAUCGGGGCCAGAAACAGACACCACCAGCACCUCCUCCACAUCAAGGGCAAGCAUAAAAGUGAGUUUUCAUCUCAGCAAGGUCUGGGACAUGCUGCAGUCUACAAUGUGAACCGCUUUCGAAUCUUAGAGGAAAAAAACAGGGCACUAAAGCAGGAAGUGGUCGCACUCCGCCAAGAGAAGCAACAUUAUCGAAGAGUGAAAGCGAAGCUCCAUGCUGCCUUGCAGGAAAGAAAUCGUCUGAACCUCGAGCUGAUCACCCACCAGCUUAGAGCAUCCAAGCAUGAGCAGGUGCGAUGCGACUAUGUCCAGCUGAGACAAACGUUUGCCACAGUGAGCCGGGAGAAAGACGAGGCCCAGAAGGAAAGGAACCAACUCCAGGCCAAAGUUGAAAAUCUGGAACAUGCGCUAAAGCAUAUGCAUGAAGCCUUGCAGCUAAAACAACAAUUGCAGACAGAAUAUGAGCAAGCAUUGGUGGCCUUUCACAGCAAACAGAAAGAGAUCAAUCAGCUACAAAAGGCUUGGGAUCAAACUGAUCAACAGCAUGAGGAAGCAAUACAGUUAUUAGAGGUCAAACUUUGUGACCUGGAGCAGAAAUGCAGGUCACACACUGAUCACUUCCACCAGCUGUCGAAAAGGCUGCCAAACAUCCGUUUGCAAUCAGAGCCUGUGGAGUUCCUUAAUAGUAAUUCUACCUUGGUGUCACCAGAGGAGAAACUCUCCCAAGUCAUUGAUGAAUUUGAAGCCCGGUUGCAGAAAGGUGAUGAGAGUGCACCAAAUGCUCAGCUUCUGAUCCCUCAGUUUUCACCCUGCCCUCUGCAGACUGAAGACAGCGAAGCAUUCAAACUGCUGUCUGUCAAAUCCAGCACCGUAACAACGGAUCGCUCCAGCAGCCCCCGACAGCAUCCCCCAUCAGAGAUGGAGGAUGAGACAAGCUCAUCAUCAAGGUCCAAACCUCGCUACACAGGCCAGGUCCGCCUUUGCACUGCCCGUUACAGUUAUAACCCCUAUGAUGGACCGAAUGAACAUCCUGAAGCAGAGCUCCCUCUUGUGGCUGGAAAAUAUCUAUAUGUGUAUGGAGACAUGGAUGAUGAUGGCUUUUAUGAAGGGGAGUUGCUGGAUGGUCAAAGAGGACUUGUUCCUUCCAACUUUGUGGAAUUUGUCCAGGAUAAAGAGAAACUAAUCGGAGAGGGAGCAGAAGAUUUAGGUCCUCUGGAACACACAUCCCUAGCCCUGAUGACCGUGGAUGGAGGUGCCUCCCAGGAUGUAAUGCUAGGCUCAAGUAAUUCCCUUGUUCCAUGUAGCAAUGGUACAGGGGGGACAUUAGAUCCUGAGGACUUAGCUGAGGAUGUUGUGCCUUACCCCCGUAAGAUAACCCUCAUCAAGCAGCUGGCACGUAGUGUUAUUGUGGCAUGGGAGCCUCCAGUAGUGCCUUUGGGCUGGGGGAACAUCUCUGGCUACAACGUAUUAGUUGAUGGGGAGCUUCGUGCCAGUAUACCAUACACCGGCCGGACCAAGUGCUUGCUGGAAAAGCUGGACUUGGACAGCUGCAUUUAUCGUGUCUCCGUGCAGAGCGUCACUGACCGCGGCUUGUCGGAUGAGCUCCGUUGCACCGUCCUGGUGGGAGCCAAUGUGGUGGUGGCACCAUGCGCCAUGCGGGUGGACGACAUCCAGCGGGACACUGCCGAGCUCUCCUGGCUGCCUAGCAACAGUAACUACAGUCACACUGUGUACUUAGAUGGGGCGGAGCAUGCUGUGGUAAAGCCUGGAAGGUAUAGACUACGGUUCCACAACCUGAAUCCCCUAACCGUGUACAAGGUCCAAGUGGUAGCACAGCCCCAUCAGGUGCCAUGGCAGCUGCCUCUGGAGCAGAGGGAAAGGAAAGAAGCUGGAGUGGAGUUUUGUACUCAAGCAGCAGGCCCAACACCAUAUUGCAGAACAGGUCCCCCGAUGCCCCCACAGGAUGUUCAGGUGCUCUGUGGGCAGGCUCCAGGGGUUCUGCAAGUCCGCUGGAAGCCUCCCAUCCUCUCUCCAACAGGCACAUCUAAUGGGGCAAAUGUUGUUGGCUAUGCAGUCUGCACUAAAGGACAAAGGAUAGCUGAGGUACUGUUUCCAAUGGCAGACUAUGUCACUAUUGAUCUGACAAGGAUUCAAUGCCUGGAGGCCAGAGAAGUCAUUGUAAAAACACUGUCAGUCCAAGGAGAGUCCCAGGACUCCCAAGUCGCCGUCAUUCCAAACAACCUGCUUGUGCCUCUACCUGCCCUACCCCUGCCGCCCCCAAUGCACCCACACAUGGGCCCUCAUCCACACCCUCAUCCUCAACCUCACCUCCCAUCUCCUCACCUUCCUCAACCUACACCCCAACUUCCACCUCAUGGGCAACCUCACCCUCCACAUCCCAGACUUCCUCAUCCAGGCGGAACCCCGCACCCCCAACCGCAGCCCUUACACCUGCAGCCUCGCCCUCUCCACCAGGGUCCCAGGCCACACCAACUGCCUCUGCUGCCCCACCCUCAGCCCCACCCUAUACCUCAGAGACCAGUAAGUGCCAGAGACCUGGAUGCCAAAGAGCACACAGCCCACCAUGGAGGAGCUAUUCCGCCUGGCCAGCCCGGCUGGGACCCAAGUCGAUCAUCUUUGCAGCCUCCUGUGCCCAUGCAAGGUCACACUCUGGAGGCCCCUCCCCCGGUACAUUUGCGUUCCCCCUCCCCUCAGAGGAUUCUUCCUCAGCAAGGCACGCUGAUCCCAGAUACUGUGGCCAAAGCUAUUGCUCGAGAAGCAGCACAGAGGGUGGCAGCAGAAAGUGGCAAGGUCUGGAAAGAGCACCACACAAAUGUUACACAAAACAUUGUAGGAGACAGAAAUGGGAGAUAUGGAGAGCAGGGUCAUUCAUUUCACCAGCAUCCCUCUGAUGAGGAAGAGGAAGAUGAGGAAGGAUUUGCACAUGGACGUCGGAGAGGACCCUCAGUGGACGAGUUUCUCAGAGGCUCUGAGUUGGGGAGGCCGCCUCACUAUAGUCACAAUGAAGAUUAUCACAGCGAGAGCAGCCGGGGCUCUGACCUGUCUGACAUCAUGGAGGAGGAUGAGGAGGAGCUGUACUCUGAGAUGCAGCUGGAAGAGGGACGACGACGCAACUCGCACAACACACCCAAGACAAACAGUCCUGGUGGAGGCCGCCAUGACCGGGACAAUGGGAGGCGAAUUCAACAUGGUGGAUCACAGCCUAAGAGGCGACCUCUAAUGGUCCCAUCCAUUGAAGUAACCUCUGAGAAUAACAAUGAGGGAAACCCCUCCCCCAUCAACGAAGAUGUUAACUAUGGCAGAGUAGCUCGACACAAGGCGUGGUCGUCCCGCAGGCACACAGGCGGCAUCAGGUGUCCCCAUGACGGCUACAGGAAUCGGGACAGACGCUCUCCAACGUACUAUGACGAGUCAGAGCCUGAGGAACCUUUUCGGAUAUUUGUGGCGCUCUUUGACUACGAUCCUAUGUCUAUGUCCCCCAACCCAGAUGCUGCAGAUGAGGAGCUACCUUUCAAAGAAGGCAGAAUCUGUCAGGUUUAUGGUGAUAAGGACACAGAUGGGUUUUACAGAGGAGCAAUAAAAGGCAGGAUGGGGCUUCUUCCCUGUAACAUGGUGUCCGAGAUACGAGCAGACGAUGAGGAGACCAUGGAUCAGCUCAUCAAGCAGGGCUUUCUGCCUCUCAGCACCCCUGUGGACAAAAUAGAGCAGAACAGACGAGGUCUCCGCCGAGAUCAGGCCUCAAGAAGGAUGGUGGCGCUCUACGACUACGACCCCAGAGAGAGCUCCCCUAAUGUUGAUGUUGAGGCUGAGCUGACCUUCUGUGCUGGCGACAUCAUUGCUGUUUUUGGAGACAUUGAUGAAGAUGGGUUUUACUAUGGUGAGCUCAAUGGCCAUCGUGGCUUGGUGCCCUCUAACUUCUUGGAAGAAGUGCCUGAUGACGUGGAGGUCUAUCUGACCGACACCCCGUCCCACUACCCCCAGGAAGAACCCGCCAACCGGCCCCCUGCAAACUCCACUGCAAACGUGCCAGAGGGAAAACGGGUCACUGCAGAAAACACAGACACGGCCAACAACAUUACAACCCCUGUCCCGCCGUCCCCUAUCGUUCGUCCCCUCCUUCCAGGAACUAUGAGACCGCUUAGCCCUCCAAGGGGUCACCAUGUUCCGCUGGACCCCAGGGACCCUCAAGAUCUGGCAAACAAGAAGAAGAAAGGAAUACUCUCCAAAGGAAAGAAACUGCUUAAGAGACUGUCUCCUGUGAAACAAUAAUGACAAUAUUUAAUAGCAUAAAAAUCCUAUACAUAAAUCUGUGGGGCUCUGUACAUAGCAUCCAUACAAUCAACUGUGAUGUGACGGUACAUUACAGAGUGAGCAUGUGACUCACCUCUUUGACUGCGUGAGCCUAGCAAGUGAUACAAAUGUGUUCAGUGCUGGAUAAAAAACACAUAAAUUUUGUACAGUGGAGUGCCAAAAUCAAGAGUGAAGUGACUUUCCAAAACAAACGCAUAUUACUGUGAUAUUACUGUAUUUCAAAUUAAGGGAUGCUUUAUCUAAAAUAAAAAACUAGGAUUUUCAUGACAUGCAUUUCUACAAUUUUCUUCACUUUUAGCCCUCUAUGGUACCAUUGUGCCCUCAAGUAGAAAAACCUUGAAGAGGGGUAUUGUCAAGGAUUCAUUUGCCAUUUUCCAAUCAUUUUGAUCAGUUUUUAAAAGGAAAGUGUUUCACUAUCUUGCCCCAUAAGAUAUCUACAUUCCUUCAUGGAAAAAAAAAAAAGUUUACACGAACAGGAAUAAAACCUUAGUUUUUAAUAGUCUAAAGCAGUUUGUUUGCUAUAAAAUUAA